Molecule: messenger RNA, 2070 nt
Organism: Xenopus tropicalis (tropical clawed frog)
Lineage: Eukaryota; Metazoa; Chordata; Amphibia; Anura; Pipidae
Gene: opn8
Product: opsin 8
Exons: 4
Coding region: 490-1551 (353 amino acids)
Biological process (GO): detection of visible light; G protein-coupled receptor signaling pathway; visual perception
Cellular component (GO): membrane
Molecular function (GO): G protein-coupled receptor activity
Source: RefSeq, a predicted model, not a curated record
UCUCUCAGCGCUCUCUCCCGGCUGUCUCUCAGCGCUGUCUCCCGGCUGUCUCUCAGCUCUCCCCCCCCCCCGUAGCCCCACAUAUAGUCGGACUGGGGAUGUCAGUACAUCAGUAACUUGGCAGCGCUUCCCUGUGCGGAGUCUCUAGCGGUACAGCUCUCUCUCUGACUGUCUCUGGCCUCUCUCCUACUGGGUAACCGUCUCACUCACUUGGCUCUGAUAUAACCUCCCUCACCUGUAUAUCUGCCCCUCUCUAUCAUCCCCUCUCCCAUCAGUGUGUCUCUCUCCCUCACUCUCUCACUCUCUCUCUCACUCUCUCUCUCUCUCUCACUCUCACCCUUACCUGUCUCCGGAUUCCCUUCCCCGUAGCGCUGCUGGAUCUCUCCCAGCCCGGAUCCCCCAGUCCCACAGCCCCAGGGGAGUGAGCCAGAGGCCCGGCAGUAUGGGGGCGCCCAGCGCAUAGGGUUAGAGAGGCAGGGACCCGGGGAGAUGGAGGAGCGGUACCUCUCCAAGCUGCACCCCCUGGUGGAUUUUGGGGCCGGAGUGUUCCUGUUACUGGUGGCCAUCUUGACCGUACUGGGAAACUGUGCAGUUCUUGCCACGGCAGUGAAAUGUUCUUCACAUCUCAAGGCACCUGAUCUCCUGUCUAUUAAUUUAGCUGUGGCGGACUUGGGCAUGGCCAUCAGUAUGUACCCACUGGCCAUUGCUUCUGCCUGGAACCAUGCUUGGCUGGGGGGAGAUGCCUCCUGCUUAUAUUACGCCCUUAUGGGCUUUUUCUUUGGGGUCUCCAGCAUGAUGACCUUAACUGUCAUGGCCAUAAUCCGAUAUCGGGUGACAUCAUCAUUCAAAUACAGUGGCUGUACCAUAGAGAAGAAAGCAGUCUGUAUUCUCAUAAUGUGCAUAUGGCUGUAUGCCUUACUGUGGGCUGUUCUACCUUUGCUUGGAUGGGGACGUUACGGCCCAGAACCAUUUGGAACAUCUUGUACAAUAGCCUGGGGGGAUUUCCAUCAUUCCUCCAAUGGUUUCUCCUUCAUCAUCAGCAUGUUCAUCCUCUGCACCAUCAGCCCAGCUGUGACAAUAGUGGUGUGCUAUUCGGGGAUUGCCUGGAAACUGCAUAAAGCCUAUCAAGAAAUAAAGAAUCAAGAUAAAAUCCCAAAUUCAACAAAAGUGGAGAAGAAACUGACCCUGUUGGCCAUAUUGGUCAGUUUUGGGUUCCUCAUCUCUUGGACGCCCUAUGCAGCUGUUAGCUUUUGGUCGUUAUUUCAUAGCAGCAAAUACAUCCCACCGGUAGUCUCAUUAUUACCCUGCCUGUUUGCAAAGUCCUCCACCGCCUUUAACCCCAUGAUAUACUAUGCCUUCAGCAAGACAUUCCGCAGAAAGGUCAAACAUCUGAAGUGUUGCUGUGGAUGGCGGGUUCACUUCUUGCAGUCAGAAAACUCGGUAGAAAACCCACGGGUAUCCGUCAUUUGGACAGGGAAAGAAAAUGUGAUGGUCUCUUCUGUUCCAAAGCUGAUGAAAGGGGUCCCUGGGACCCCAACAGGAACUCAGUGAGUGACAGGGCAAGAACAAAGGAGGAUAUUUUACCUGAUUAAGACGAUUAUUCUGAAAGUGCAAUAACACUUCUUCGUGCAGCAGUUACACCAGGAACACUUACCAAGGAACUUGGACUGGGAUAUGUUAGAGCUGAUGAACAUUAAGGAGUAACUGAAGCUCAGGAAUAAAAGUUUCUAGGCUGGCAGUGGUUGAAUGUGCUAUGGUCUUAACUUCCAUGUGAAGUGACAGUUAUUUGCCGGAUGAAGAUAUUCUGGGUUGGAUCCCGCUGAAAUUAAAGUCUAUGGAAGGCUGGGAGUCAUAAAGGUCUACACUUUCCAGUUGGACGAUGGUUUUCUAACAAAUGUUUACCUUUAUCCCAAAAAAAUACACAUUAAUGCCAUCAUUAAAGUUGGGGAAGGGGUAAAGGAUGUCACAUAUGCAAUAACUAGGGUACAAAAGCUUCUCCAGUAUUUAGUUACAUUAUUUUUGCAACAGGUGGGAAAUUUGGAUGCUUAAUAAAUACAAGAUGUCUUCUAA